Astyanax mexicanus (Mexican tetra) is the source of this 7352-nucleotide messenger RNA. RefSeq names its product RAR-related orphan receptor A, paralog b (gene rorab). The coding region runs from base 490 to 2076 and encodes 528 amino acids. Gene Ontology annotation, cellular component: nucleus. The transcript is spliced from 12 exons. Gene Ontology annotation, molecular function: nuclear receptor activity; RNA polymerase II cis-regulatory region sequence-specific DNA binding; zinc ion binding. Lineage: Eukaryota; Metazoa; Chordata; Actinopteri; Characiformes; Acestrorhamphidae. The record is from RefSeq and is a predicted model, not a curated record. Gene Ontology annotation, biological process: regulation of transcription by RNA polymerase II.
UUCACAUAAGAAUCUUGAUUCUCAUUUACUACGAUUCAGAAUCGAUUUAAAAUGUCCCAAAAUCGAUUCUAAGGUCCAAUCCCAUUUCUUCCCUUGGCCCUACCCCUACCGAAGCGUUUUUCGCUCCGCCUCCCACUGCCCAAAGCGGCAAGUGGGAGGCGGAGAAAGCGAUUGGCUGCGCCGCCGUAGUGUGUAAACGUACCAUCACCCCUAAGGCGGGUAAAGGAUAGGGCUUGUUCAAACAGAGAUCUUCCAGACCCACACAGAGCGUAGGUGUAUGAGAAUUACCGAUUACUGGAAUGUGCUGCUCCACAGCGCCGUGAGUGGCCGGAGCCCCGCCCGCUGCUCUCAGCGCUACAGUCCGCCUGAAGAGCGUCCGGAGAGCGGCGCGGUGCGGCCCGGAGAACCGGCCGAAUCUGUACCGGAGAAACCCCGCCGGAGCCGCGCGAAGCACCCCGGGAAUACUGAUCCACCUCCCCGCGGGGAAACAUGGAGGACGGGGGGCCGGAACCGGCCGACAGCGCGCUGAAGAAGGCGGCCGCUGUGGAGCGGAGCAGCCCGGUGCAGCCGGAGAACAAGCCGGGGAGCGAGCACCCAGCGCCGGCCAGGAGGCAGAGCUGCUCCAGCACAAACCGCGAUGUAACAAAGAAGACACACACAUCUCAGAUUGAGAGUAUUCCCUGUAAGAUCUGUGGAGAUAAAUCAUCAGGAAUCCACUACGGAGUGAUCACCUGUGAGGGCUGUAAGGGUUUUUUUAGGAGGAGUCAGCAGGGAGCCGUGUCGUACUCCUGUCCUCGUCAGAAGAGCUGUGUGAUCGACCGGACCAGCCGGAACCGCUGCCAGCACUGCCGCCUGCAGAAAUGCCUGGCAGUGGGCAUGUCUCGAGACGCGGUGAAGUUCGGCCGGAUGUCGAAGAAGCAGAGGGACAGUCUUUUCGCGGAGGUUCAGAGACACCGACAGCAGCAGCAGCAGCAGCAGGACAAACCGGAGGAGGAGGAGGAGCCAGAGGAGGGGCGGGACCCCCCGCCUGGAGAGGCGGAGCCACUGACACCCUCAUACGCCCUCUCGACCAACGGGCUUACAGAACUCCCCGACGAUCUCGGCGGAUACGUGAACGGCCACACCGAGGACGAGGUAAAGGCGGACUCGGCGAUUGGUGGAUUCUACCUGGACAUUCAGCCGUCUCCCGACCAAUCAGGGCUCGAUAUGGACGGCAUUAAGCUGGAGCCGGUGUGCGACCUGAGCCCGGAAUCGGGCCUGGACCCGUACUGCUGUUACAGCGAUAUAGACUCCUCCCCCACCGACACCACGAGCGACCUGGCAGAACAUCUGUCUGAGAACAUCUGUAAAUCACACAUGGAGACGUGUCAGUAUCUACGGGAGGAGCUGGAGCCCAGCAAGUGGCAAACUGUGCUGAACACUGAGCUGGAGGCGUAUCAGAAGAAGUCUCAGGAGGAGAUGUGGCAGGUGUGUGCGGUGAAGGUGACGGAGGCGGUGCAGUACGUGGUGGAGUUUGCGAAGCGUAUUGAUGGAUUUAUGGAGCUCUGCCAGAAUGAUCAGAUAGUUCUGCUCAAAGCAGGGUCGUUAGAGGUGGUGUUCGUGAGGAUGUGUCGGGCGUACGACUCUCAGAAUAACAGCGUUUAUUUUGAUGGGAAGUACGCCGGGCCGGAGGUCUUCAGGUCUCUGGGCUGUGAUGAUCUGAUCAGCUCGGUGUUUGACUUCGCUAAGAGUAUGAGUUCUCUGCAGCUGACGGAGGACGAGAUCGGACUGUUCUCCGCCUACGUUCUGAUGUCCUCAGAUCGAUCUUGGCUUCAGGAGAAGAACAGGGUGGAGAAGCUUCAGCAGAGGAUCCAGGCAGCUCUACAGAACCUCCUCCAGAAGAACCAGAGAGACAAGGGAGUUCUCACCAAGAUGAUCUGUAAGGUGUCAACGGUUCGAGGUCUCUGCAGUCGACACAUGGAGAAGCUGAGUGCGUUCCGGGCGCUGCACCCCGACACCGUGCACUCCCGCUUCCCCCCACUCUACAAGGAGCUGUUCGGAUCAGACUUUGAGCAGGCCCCGCCCCAGGAGGCCUGACCCCACCCCUGCAGGCUCCGCCCACCCCAACAGACUCAGAAACGUCCACUGAACUGCCACUGACCCUGCUCCGCCUCCUUCUCCGCUCGACUACAGGUUCUACUACAGGUUCUUCCACAGGUUCUACAGCGUCACCAACCACCAACCUCCCUCUGAACUGAGGACGCUGGGGGGAAUCCUCUAUCCAGCACCUGCCUGCUCUGCCACAUCAAAAUAAAUAAAUAAAUAAAUAAAUAAAUAAACCAAAAAUUGCCAAAAUUGCAAAAAAUCCACUUUAAAUCAUUUUAUUUUUGCCUGAAAACAUUCAGUGAAAUCAGUGAAAAACUAACCAAACAAAAACUGUUUUUGGUAAUGUGAUCAAAUCGCAAUCAGCUGGGUUUAAAUAAAAAAACUAUAUAUAUAUAAAUUUUAAGUGUUCAAUAAAUAUUUAUGCAGAAAUAUAGAAAAUUCUAAAGAGUUUACAAACCCUGAUGAACACCUGGAGAAGGUAGAAGUUCAGCUAAGAGUAUCUAUAAACUAAAAUUCUAGAUAUGCAUGAAAAAUUCAGCAGCUAAAAAUAUUACGCCAAAAACGGCAAAAACAAACCCGUUUCAUAUUUAACAUGUUUGGCUGAAUCUGUGAAUCAGUGAAAAACAAAACAGUGAACAAUUUAGUUUUUGAUAAUGUGAUCAAAUCACAACCAUAUUAAAAUAUCCAGUGUUCAGUAAUUAGUAUUAUAUUAGUGAUUUUUUUUUUUAUUUAAAAGAAAAGAAGACAAACAUAUUGGGAACAUUUAAACAAUUUAAAUUAUUAAAUUAAAUGUUUUACGUACCAUAUUAACUGGUUCUGAUACGACUGUUAAAACAGAACUGAUAUAAUACCAGUUCUGACAUUGUUUUGAUUUUAGAUUUUCUUAAAAUAUGUAGUCAUGUUCCCACAGUAAAAAAAAAACAAACCUGAAUGAGCUUCUAACUGAAUUUAUCUAAUUCUAUUUAAAACUGGGCAUCAAUAUUCAGAAAUAGAUCUGGGCUCUUAUGGGUUCAUUUGUUCAAUCGUGAAAAAGUGGUAAAAACAUGCAAAAAAUUUCAGUUUCAGCCAAAAAUGUUUAUUUCCGUGCAUCCCUGCUAAAGACAAAUCAGCUGAAUUUUAUCAGUUAAAAUAAAAAAAAGUUAAGUAAGACAUUCAAUCUAUUAAUUUAGUAUUUUUUUUAUAAAGGCCUCUUUGCACAUUAAUCUAUUUCUAAAUAUGAGCCGUUUAGUAAGAUAGAAAAUCACUUUAAUUUUAAUUUUAUAAAAUAUUUUUGGCUCUUUGUAUUUUGCGUAGUGAAAUCGUGUCACAGAUGAUGGUGAAUGAUAUUAAAUCCUGGUGUUUUAGAUGCGGUGUGGACCAGGAUCUCCUACAUCAUCUAAUCUAUAAUCAAUAAUCAAUAAUUUAUCCAUUAGAAUAAAAUCAGUCCUGUAGACUCUGAGUUCAGACCGGAGGUUCUGGCGGUGUGAGAGUAUAGUGGAGAGCGUAGUGGAGAACCCAACAGAUCGUAGCACUUUGUGUUUCCCAGCAAUAACCAGUAUGAAUUCUCCCUGUGUUUGAUGGUGUGGAUGAUCAUGUUAAUAAUCAAUAACCAAUAUUUGAUAAGGUCUGGACUGUGUUUAAUGUCCUGCUCCUCCUGUGUGUAUCGUCUCUGCCACUGUGUGGAAGUGCCAGGUGUCCCCGGUGUCCCCAGUGUCUCCAGUGUCCCAGGUGUCCCGGGUGUCCAUAGCAUCCUGGGUGUCCCAGUUGUGCCAAGUUUUCUGGGUCUGCCGGAUGUGACAGGUGUCCCUAGUGUCCUGGGUGUGCCAGAUGUCCAUGAUGUUCCAGGUGUCCUGGAUGUGCUAGGUGUCCCCACUGUCUCCUGUUUCCCAGUUGUCCCAGAUGUCCCGGGUUUGCCAGAUGGUCCACGUGUCCUGGAUGUUCCAGGUGUCCCCAGUAUCUUUGGUCUCACAGUUGUGCCAAGUGUCUCCUGUGUCCCGGGCGUGGCAGGUUAAUUUUUCAGGAGGCGGGAUCUGAGACAUUGAUGGGAUUUAAUUGGUCAGCUAUAGAUCUGAUCCACGUCCCCCGGGGACAGUGUUGUGUAAUGUUUAUCAUGACCUUAGCGUCUGCGCUACGACAACGUUGAACGGCGCUAAUGCUGCGGCGCAUCGUUUCUGCCGAAUCCCUCUCAGUGUUCCUGUAGUCGGGCCGGGUUUGCUCAGAGUUCCUGUAGUCGGGCCGGGUUUGCUCAGUGUUCCUGUAGUCGGGCCGGGUUUGCUCAGUGUUCCUGUAGUCGGGCCGGGUUUGCUCAGUGUUCCUGUAGUCGGGCCGGGUUUGCUCAGAGUCCUGUAGUCGGGCCGGGUUUGCUCAGUGUUCCUGUAGUCGGGCCGGGUUUGCUCAGUGUUCCUGUAGUCGGGCCGGGUUUGCUCAGUGUUCCUGUAGUCGGGCCGGGUUUGCUCAGAGUUCCUGUAGUCGGGCCGGGUUUGCUCAGUGUUCCUGUAGUCGGGCCGGGUUUGCUCAGUGUUCCUGUAGUCGGGCCGGGUUUGCUCAGUGUUCCUGUAGUCGGGCCGGGUUUGCUCAGUGUUCCUGUAGUUGGGCCGGGUUUGCUCAGAGUUCCUGUAGUCGGGCCGGGUUUGCUCAGUGUUCCUGUAGUCGGGCCGGGUUUGCUCAGUGUUCCUGUAGUCGGGCCGGGUUUGCUCAGUGUUCCUGUAGUCGGGCCGGGUUUGCUCAGUGUUCCUGUAGUUGGGCCGGGUUUGCUCAGAGUUCCUGUAGUUGGGCCGGGUUUGCUCAGUGUUCCUGUAGUUGGGCCGGGUUUGCUCAGAGUUCCUGUAGUUGGGCCGGGUUUGCUCAGAGUUCCUGUAGUCGGGCCGGGUUUGCUCAGUGUUCUGGCGGUUCUUUGGGUCGUGAUUAACCCCUUGUGCCCUGUGGUAAAGCAAUAGUGCGGUUAAUGGAGACGCUGAUCCGCACGCUGAGGUUCUGUAAGGGCUGGAUCUGCAAUAUGUGUACUGUUGUUAUUAAGCAUCAAUUCUUUGUGAAAGACAAUCCAUUAAACAUUUGACCUCAUUAAUUAAAUGGGUAUCGGGGAAUCGCUCAGGGACUCUUAACGUGCUGUUCAGAGAAAAAGAGAGAGAAACCAAAAGCGUAACAGUACUACAGUCACAUUACAAUCACUGUAACACAGCCGACGCUGACGCUGUGAAUCCGGAGAAGAUCAGGGUCUGCAGAGAUUUCAUAAAUAAAGAAUAAAGAAGAGUUUAGCCAAACUAAGAAAGAAAAGCAAUAACGGUAACAUGGUAUAACUUUAGCGAAUGAACAUUAGAACUGCAUGCGUUGCUUUAAACACAGAACCUGUGUUCUCUUUUCCUUUUCAUUUCCCUGUGUUGUCGUGUUUUGAUUACAGGCUGCGUCCCAAUCGCAUAUUACACACAUUCACUGAUACUGUAAAAAAAUAUAUUAUAAAAUACAACUCUGGGGAAAAAAUAAGAGAGCACUUAAAAAUAAAACGUUUUCUUGAUUUUACCAAAUUAAAAACCUCUGGAAUAUAAUCAAGAGGAAGAUGGAUGAUCACAAACCAUCAAACCACCAAACUGAACUGCUUUUUUUUUGCACCAGGAGUAAAGCAGCAUAAAGUUAUCCAAAAGCAGUGUGUAAGACUGGUGGAGGAGAACAUGAUGCCAAGAUGCAUGAAAUUAAAACUGUGAUUAAAAACCAACCAGGGUUAUUCCACCAAAUAUUGAUUAUUUCUGAACUCUUAAAACUUUAUGAAUAUGAACUUGUUUUCUUUGUAUUAUUUGAGGUCUGAAAGCUCUGCAUCUUUUUUGUUAUUUCAGUCAUUUCUCAUUUUCUGUAAAUAAAUGCUCUAAAUGAGAAUAUUUUUAUUUGUAAUUUGGGAGAAAUGUUGUCUGUAGUUUAUAGAAUAAAACAACAAUGUUCAUUUUACUCAAACAUAAACCUAUAAAUAGCAAAAUCGCUUUUUGAAAGAGAAAAAGAGAACAGUACUGGUGGCUGAUGAACCUUUAGCACUACCACUGCCACCCACUGGGGGGCCACAGGCUGCAAACGAUUAGUAUAUAUUGAUAUGUUUAUAAAUUGUCUAUUAUAUUAUGUUAUAUACUAAUAUUAAUAUCACAGAUUUAUCAGGUUUGUACAAUUAGGAGCAUAUUUUUCCCAGACAGGGAUUAAUUGAGACUAGAUUUGGAAUAAAUGUCAUUCUGAAGGGAGAUUAUAGAUUAUAGUAAUAAAAUAAUUAGUGAUAAUCGCUGUUCUGGUGAACUUUUCAUCAAAUUUAACUCUCUUUUAUGCACUUAAAUUUUAAAUACAGUGUUGAGUGUUUGUAGUGUUCAGUAUCAGUAGUGUUUAUUAGUGUGCGUUUGGGACGCAGCCGGUCCUCGGUGUCGUCCUCAUCCCGUCUGUUUUGCUAUAAGAGACCUGAGACAGUCUGUGUGAUUCUUCUUCUUCUUCCUGUGUAAUAUUUGAUCAUUUGAUCUGAAAUAUGCCCGUUUUUCACCGUUUUUUGGUUAAAGAUGUUUUUUUUUCCCAGCUGACGGUUAAUAAAGAGACGCUGAGUGGAUUAAAGCUCUGGUUUCAGGGUGUUUUAGUUGAGCUCAGUGUUGGUUGGGGUGUGUCAGUGUGUGGAUGAUGGCGAGUGUGUUUUUAUGAUAAUUCUGAUGCGUGUGUGUGUGUGUGUGUGUCGGCGCUGGGUGAUGAUUUAUUUGGGUAGUUGUUCUGUACUCGGCAGUAUUGUAAUUCUCUGGUUUUCGGGCAUGAGAACUUUAAUCUCUCUGUAUUCGUAGGUUUUUUCGGUAUCACAGUAAUAAUCCAGUCUUUGUACGGUUUUCUCAUUUUUCACGGUAAAGACCAAAACUUUUGUAUCACAUGCACGACGCCAUGAUAUGCUGACUUGUGGGUAAUAUGCUAAUAAUUUGAGUACAUCACAGUUUGUAUUAAAGAAUAAACUCACCUGGAUCUGGUUUUCCCUCUGAACUCUUUCUGUUAUUUUAAUUAUUUUGAUUAUUUUGAUUAUUUUUUGGUUUAUUCGGACAGGUGAGAUACGUGUUUUUGGUUUUAACCCUUCGGGCGCUCCGGGUUGGUCCGGAGUGGCGCUCUAGCAAUAGUCCCCUCCUCCUGUACCUGUAAUUAUUCUGUUGUUUUGUAAAUACACCUGUAUAAAUCUGUUUUGUUUAAUCUGAAUGUUGUGACGGUGUGUUUAGAGAGGCGCAUGUCAGACAUCUGAUACUGUGCUGAAUGUGCUGAUAGUAAUAAACAUCCCACAAACCUGUGAUGGAAUCAUA